AUGAUGAUGGGAUGGAUUGCCGGUUACUCUCGCUCCAAGGGGACCUGCGUCGCUCCCAUGUUCUCGAACGGCCUCGACACCUCGACAGGCAAAGCCCUCCAAGCCUGCACCGCACCAACUUGUCCCAUGCCGACACGGCCACCAGUUUCACAACCAGCUUCUCCUUCCCGUCCCAUCUUUUGUCGCCAGACACAAUCUACCAACACACUCCAUUCAAUCCCGCUCGCUGCCACCCUCAGUCUUUCGCUUGUUGCUGUUGUUGCUGUUGUUGUCCCAUUGUUUCCAGCUCUCGUGUCCAGCCAUCUUGUCUUUUCCCCCUCCAUAUCUCCUCCCACCUUUCCAUCUGGGCACUCAUUGGCCGUUGUUGGCUGCAUCCCAAGAGAUUUUCCUCGCCUCGUUCUCUGCACUGACUUUGGCCGCACCCUUUCCAAGCGUCGAUCUUGCUACGCUCGACCAAACUUUGAACCCGCGGCCCGACCAUCAUCAUCACUCGUGCAUUCUCUAGCCACAGAGGCGGCGCUGCUAGACACAUACAUCGCGACUAUCUAUAGUACAUCGCACCUUUCCACCCAGCACCACGGCCCACGAGGGGGCGACGUCUGUCUAAUAGGCAUGCGACCACACACGACAUAUUCCGCCAUGCUUGCGCCCUUCAUACUACUGGCCUCGGCCCCGCUAGGCGUACUAGCCGGCGACGUCCUCAAGACCAAUGGAUACAGUUCGUGUCUGUCGGGCACACCAGACAUCAAGGUCCACAAGCUGGACAUUACUUUCGACAAAUCCACAAAAAAGGUCGUCUUUGAUGUAUCGGGCACCAACGAGAAGGAGCAAAAGAUCAUGGCGACGCUGAUUGUGAAUGCAUAUGGUAGAGAGGUGUACAAGAAGGAAUUUGAUCCCUGCGACAACUCCACCAGGGUGGACGAGAUGUGUCCGGUACCCGCUGGCACCUUUGGAGCAAGAGGAGAGCAGACCGUUCCCGAUCAAUACAUGUCCGCCAUUCCCGCCAUCGCCUUCAACAUACCCGAUAUUGACAGCCAGGCAACCAUGAAACUUACAGCAAAGGAGGGCGGCCAAGACUUGGCCUGUAUCACAUCGCAAGUCAGCAACGGACAGUCACUCUCCACGGUAGGCGUACAAUACAUUGCCGUCGGCAUUGCAGGUGCCGCUCUGGUCGUCACCGGUUUGGCAUCGCUCAUAGGUGCUGGUCAUGCCGGUGCGCCCAGCUCCAGUCCUACCUUUGGCGACAUCAUUGGAUGGUUCCAGAGCAUGGCUUUGAAUGGCAUGAUGAGCGCAGACGCUCCAGGUGUCUACCGCAGCUGGACCAAGAAUUUUGCCUUUAGCACCGGCAUCAUCUACUGGGAAGACAUGCAAACCUCGAUUGACAGUUUCCGUGAAAAGACUGGUGGCAACCUAACCGAAAACAGCGUUCCCUUUCUCAAAAACGCUACCCUCGUGCAUGUAGACCAAAACAUGACCCUAGCGAAGCGCGCCGUUGACACCUUCCUCUGGGCUCGCGACGAGUUGGCCGUGGAUGCGAGUGAGAACACAAACGGCACCGAAGGCGACAGCAAGUUUCUCCACCAAGUCAAGGGCAUCCAAGGCUUUGUCGAGGAGUACACCGUCCCCAACGGCAACGCCUUCAUGACGGUUCUUCUCAUCUUCGCCAUUGUCAUUGCUGCCAUCACAGUUGGCAUCCUCUUGUUCAAGGUCAUCCUCGAGACCUGGGCUCUGUUCGGUUCCUUCCCCAAGCGACUGACGAGUUUCCGCAAGCGUUACUGGUGGACUCUGGCCAAGACCAUCACCAACUUGAUCCUUUUGCUUUACGGUAUCUGGGUGUUGUACUGUGUCUAUCAAUUCAAGAAUGGAGACUCGUGGGGUGCAAAGACACUGGCAGGUGUGACCCUGGCCGCCUUCACUGGCGUCCUCGCCUUCUUCACCUGGAAGAUUUGGAGCACGGCCAACAAGUUCAAGAAGAUGGAAGGCAAGCCUGAUGCGCUGUACGACAACAAGGAGGUCUGGCGCAAGUACAGCAUCUUCUACGAAAACUACAAGAAGAACUACUGGUGGAUCUUCGUCCCAGCCAUCGUCUACAUGUUUGCUCGUGGUUGCGUCAUUGCGGGUGCCAAUGGACAUGGUCUGGCUCAGGCAGCAGGCCAGCUCAUCGUCGAAGCCCUGUUGCUGAUUACCCUGCUUUGGGCCCGUCCGUACUCGCUCAAGUCGGGUAACGUCAUCAACAUCACCAUCCAGGUUGUGCGUGUGUUGUCGGUUAUUUGCAUUUUGAUCUUUGUCGAGGAGCUGGGCAUGACGCAGACGACCAAGACUGUCACCGGCCUCGUCCUCGUCGUUGUUCAAGCCUCGUUGACCGGUGUCCUGGCCAUUCUCAUUGCCGUCAACGCCAUCAUCAUUUGCUGCAAAGAGAACCCUCACCGCAAGAAGCGCAAGGAAGCGGAAAAAGCACGUGACCUUGACACCCUCACUCCCCUCGAUGCCCGCAACUCCCUGCUCAUGGAUCCUCAAGAGUACAAGCGCUCUUCACUGCCGCCGUCCUUUGGCCCCCGUUUGGCAGGCUACGACCGCGUGCCCCUGGCCGAACAACACACGGCCUACAACGGCCCAGGGGGGCGCCAAUUCUCCGAUGACCAAGGCCAUUUGCUUGCAGAUGCGAGUACAUUCGGGCGAGCUCCGACUCACGAGCGAAGUCCAAGUCGCGACCGAGACGAUGUGGACUAUGGAUACACGCAGCCGCCGGGCUACGGACCAGUGGUGGGUGGUGCGCCAUGGCAGCCAGGGGUGCAUCAUCCAGACAAUAAAGGCGGCUAUGCAUACUAA
Molecule: messenger RNA, 2829 nt
Organism: Plenodomus lingam JN3
Lineage: Eukaryota; Fungi; Ascomycota; Dothideomycetes; Pleosporales; Leptosphaeriaceae
Source: RefSeq, a predicted model, not a curated record